This is a messenger RNA of Melopsittacus undulatus (budgerigar), 3033 nucleotides long. RefSeq names its product ITPR interacting domain containing 1 (gene ITPRID1). NCBI's taxonomy places the organism in Eukaryota, Metazoa, Chordata, Aves, Psittaciformes, Psittaculidae. The record is from RefSeq and is a predicted model, not a curated record. Gene Ontology annotation, molecular function: signaling receptor binding.
AUGGUACAAAUGAUGGUGCAAAGCUACAGGAGGUCCCUCCAAGAGUUUUCAGAAAGUCCAGUUAUGUCAAGAUGCAAGAGUCUCAGCUCUUCCAACUCGUUUACUGGUGCACCCCAGAGCAUCACUGAAUGGCUGACGCUCUGGGAAAAGGAUCCAGUGGAGAUUCUGCUUGAUCUGGGCUUUGGUACAGAAGAACCUGAUGUCUGCACUAAAAUCCCUUCUCGGUUCCUCAGUGGUGCUUCUGUAGCGAAAGGGAUCAACAUCCGAGUCUUCUUGGAAGCUCAGAAGCAGCGGAUGGACAUUGAGAGGCCAAACCUAUAUGAACGUUUUCGACAGCUGGAAGUACUUGACCAUGUAACGAGUGCACUCUCAUCGUUGCUGACUGGCAUCAAUACCCAGCAGACCAAUCUCCCGGAUACUACAAGAAGCAGACCUGUGGUGACACAAGCGAAGCGGAGAAGAAUAGGACAGUUCCUGAAAAGGGCUUCUCAGCAGACACUGCUGCUGAAACAGGGCUCACUGGCACCUGGGGAAGCCAACUUGCCCAGCAGGAAAGAGCAACCCUGUUCUAGUGCAGAUACUGCUGAGAGGGGAACAGUCCAGAUUCAGAGUUUUGAGGAUGAAACACUGUAUGGAAAUGCUCCUGACAUCGCUUUAGCAGACGUGAUGGUGACAAGAACAAGCAGCUGCCAAUCAGACAGCAGUGGGUUCAUGGAGGAGCUGCCAGAACCUGCAGGUUUACAAAAUGUUUCUUCAUCAGGAAAGAUUAAUUUUCUUUCUGAUAUCCAAAAUCAAGAAAAAGCUGUAUCACACAGGACAGGUUUUCCUACAUUAAAUCAAGAUUUUCAACAAGAGCCAGAUGAUUGUGUUGCUAAGGUCUUUAUAGCAGCUUGUGAGAGCAUUUUGACAGUACCUGGAUCAAUGAAAGCAUACAGCAAUCAGGGAGAAGAGACUCAUCUCCUCCUGACCUCAGAAAACAGCACUUAUCAGGCAUGUAAAACUGAGGCACAGAGUUUUGUCCAAGAAAUGGUAUGUGACGAGGACAAGAAAGAGGAGAAGACUGAAAGAAAGCAACUGGAAAAAGAGAGGUGCAUAGAAGAGCAGAGGCCUUGUUUGCAGGGUGAUAGUGAGGAUGAUUCUGGCUCUUCCAAGUUUGAUUAUUUAUAUUUUAGUAAAGGACACAAAAAGGCAAAUGUAACCUUUACUGAACUGAGUGAUCUAAACCUUGCAGUCAUCAAUGAGAACAAAAUUAGAGGUGAAGAUGAAUGUAAGAAGUUCUGGACUGAAAAGAACAUUGGAGUUACACCCAAUGAAUGUGCUCAUGGAGGCAGUACAGGACAUGUUAAAGGACCAUGGUGGGAUGUGGAAGUUGCCAGCAAAGAUGAUACCCUUCUUGCAGCAAAUGAAGUGACAAACAGGCAGAAGUUGUGCAAAAUGGAUGUUGAUUCAAAAAAUACAAGAUGCUCCCCCAAAAUGGGGGUCCCAGAAAGCCUGCAGUGGAGCUCAGCACCACAGAGUGGGAGCAGUGUGUCUUCUCUGCAAGUAUCACAGAGGCAUCCCUCCUGCCUAGCACAAAGGCCUGGAUUAAGUUCAUCUGAAGAUCAAGAGACUGGUAGCACAGGGGAGAUGUUAGGUGCUAAUAAAUCAGAACAAGGAGACACUGUCCAAAAAGGUGAAAUGUCUUCUGCUCCCCUGAAAUCUGUUACUGUUCAGAUGUCUUCAAGGCUGGAGUUUACUCCAAGAGCAAAGUGCACAGGGCAGAAUGCUCCUCUUGAUGAGUGCCUUGAUAGGGAAGAUCCUGUGGACUUCUCCAACAUGUUAGCGCACUGUUCUGAGGGAGCUGCUCUCCUACAGUCAGACCCAGGGGCUUUGAAGGGUGGUGUGAAACAGACCACGGAAGCCUCCAGCCAAACUGACAUCCCCGCCAGGAAACCACUAUUUUGUUCACCGCAUACUCAUCUGACAAAAUCAGCCUCUCUUGACAGCAUGGUUUGUGGCAAAUACAGGUCAUACUAUGGGGGUGAAGCCUCUGGCAGCAGGAGUGUGCAGGGCAAUCACUGCUGUCACUGCUGCUGUUGCCAUGGCUGCUGCCCAUGGACCUUCCCCGUGGCUGUCUCUCCCCAGCACCCAGUAGGCUGCUGCUCAAACCAUGUCAGUGCUGAGCUGUACCUCCUGAAAACAUUGAUGCUCCUACAGGACCCUGCAACACAUAACUCUGCUCUGUGCACCCUCAAUGAGAUAGAAGUGAUGAAGAGCUCCUGCCAGCACUUCCAGGAGAAGCUGGAUGAGAUUGAACAGCACCUGAUAGAACAGCAGGCACUGUUUUCCAGCACUAUGCCAGAUGAAGGAAGGGAGGAAGCCAGACACCUGCAACUCUUACGCCGAGCUGUUCGUCAGGAGGUUGCAGAGCUGGAAUUUCAGCUGAGGGAUCAAGCUUGCCAGGUCAGGGAGAGCAUCCUUAUGCAGCUGGACCAAUUACUAGCAGAACAAUCCCAUCUGUUUUCCGAGCUCGGACUCUCUGAUUGGAAGGGAGAAAGGAAAGCCCAGAAUAAACAAACGUUUCCAGAUGCUGCUGACACUGAGCAUCCUCGAAGUGGGUGCUCAGAAAUGGUGCUUCCAAGAGCUCCUAGCAAAACCACAACAGCAACAGGCUCCUCUGCCCCACAGCUGGAGGCACCCUCAAUGCAGUUUCCCACCAGGACAAUGACUGAGUCAAAUUCAGUUAAGUCUGCCCCACAGGAGCUCUCUACCAGUGCAAAGGAAAUAAAAGGAACUCCCCAAGCAAAAAGGGCCUUUAAGGCAUUUAUACACAAUGUGAAGAAAUCUUCCCAAAAUUCUUUAGGUAAUGAUUCAGCAGAAGGAAAAGACUGAUAGAGGACAGACUUUUGGAUUUUGUUUCUAGUAAAUGUGAUGGUUUUCCUGAAAUGCAUGGUGUAUCUCAGAAACAAAGGAACCAAACAUUGCAUUAUAGAAUGUUCUGAUCACAGCAGGUUCAUUUGCAAUGUGAUGACUGGCCAAGAAAAGCAGGUAUUU